Molecule: messenger RNA, 540 nt
Organism: Nicotiana tabacum (common tobacco)
Lineage: Eukaryota; Viridiplantae; Streptophyta; Magnoliopsida; Solanales; Solanaceae
Source: RefSeq, a predicted model, not a curated record
CAUGACCAUUAUAUAUAGCAUAGCUUACCAAUUCCGAUUCGAUUACAUGUUGAAGGAUAAGGAAAGAUAUGGAAAGCUCCAACUGCGACGUAAGGCUGUUGAUGGGCGGCGACGUUUCUGCAAUUCCGACAUCAAAAUGGCGGCUAAAGUGGCGUUUGUUUAUCCAUGCAACCGGAAUACUACUUGCCGCCGGACGAACUCAGUCGUCGGAGGACACUAUAGACGCCAGUCCCAGUGAUUUGAUUUUCGACGCAAAUCCAGCUCCACAUAUUGAUCAAAAUGGCAUGGAGCUUCAAGAACUGAACACCAGGCCUCAUCUUGUUAACCAUGAAGUAGAAGAUGAUGAAGUUAAAAAUUCAAGACAGUCUUGGCUUAGAAUCCUUGUACUUGUUCGUUUCAUUGCCAUGGCCAAAAUAGCUGCAAGACCAUCUGCAUCUCCUCCCGCGAGCGAUUAUGUCCAGGCAAGUUGCUAUUUCCUCAUUCCCACAGAUUGGUGCAUAGAUGAUAUAUAAGCAUGGUUGAAAACUUCUACCAUAGGCC